AUGCAGUAUGAAUAUGCACCAAAAGCUCAAAAUGAAGAUUUACCGAUGGAUUUAGGUGAACUACAAGACAUUUUUAGUUUUGAAUUCAUGGGCGGAAGGCCUAUUCUUAAUUUUAUCUUGGCUGUUUUGUGGAGUAUCGGUUUGCCCGUGUUGAUAUACAAUAUCUUGAAGCCACAUCUAGGCCAAGUAGUCUCUAUGGUCAUAGCCUCCGCUCCACCGCUGGCCAUUGUCAUCACGCGCAUGGUUCGAGAUCAUUCAUUCGACCCCUUAGGUUGUGUGGCUGGUGUUAGUUUUCUUAUAUCUGGGAUUCUGUCCAUCGCUCAACCUAAUGAACGAGUGAGUGCAGUUUGUGAAGGCUUGGUGUCUCUUUUUGUAGGCGUUAGUUGCAUUAUAUCGAUAUUACCUAUUACAAUAGGAAACCAUACUUUCAAACCUUUGGUAUUUCAGCUUGCAACUCAAGUUAUGCCACGCCCAUCAGACGACGAAGAUCUCCAAAAGCACGAUGAUUCUAGGUUAACGUCUGCUGUCUCCUCUUCCUCAAAGGACAAAGACCAGCAACCCCAGCAUCUUCAAUCGAAAGGCCGAUCAGGCUUGGAAUUCUUAUACAACAACAUGGCCAAGUUCAGACACGAUAUGCGCUUCAUGACAGCUACAUGGGGUGUGCUUCUGAUAGCUGCGUACAUUAUCAAAGUUAUUAUUGUCUUUACAAGCACAAGUAUGUGGAAAGCCCAGUGGGCAGGUUUUAUUUUGUUUGGUUUAGCGACCUUCUUUAUGGGUAUCUUUACCUGGUUCUAUACAAAAAUUGUCAAAGGGAACGUCCUCAAGCAAAUACAAGUUUGGAAGCGGAACGAGGAAGAACAGAAGGUACAAAGAAUGGAUGCACGGACAGAAGCCGUUCAUAAUGUAAACUGGGGUUUAAAUUCAAUGUCCAACGUCUUCAGUCAAAUUGCGGGAUCUCCCAUUUGA
This is a messenger RNA of Mycotypha africana, 966 nucleotides long. RefSeq lists its product as uncharacterized. The transcript has 3 exons. Lineage: Eukaryota; Fungi; Mucoromycota; Mucoromycetes; Mucorales; Mycotyphaceae. The record is from RefSeq and is a predicted model, not a curated record. Bases 1 to 966 code for a protein of 321 amino acids.